Messenger RNA from Epinephelus fuscoguttatus (brown-marbled grouper), 3925 nucleotides. RefSeq lists its product as uncharacterized. The transcript is spliced from 7 exons. Lineage: Eukaryota; Metazoa; Chordata; Actinopteri; Perciformes; Serranidae. The record is from RefSeq and is a predicted model, not a curated record. Bases 119 to 832 code for a protein of 237 amino acids.
UUGGCGGGAAAGCUCACCGGCUACCUCUGCUGGUUUAACUUUAAAAAACAUCAAGGACGACACGGCGCGCCGGUGUCAUGAUAACUUUAAUGUUAACGUUAAUCUUAUCGGUGUAAUUAUGAACGUGACGUUGGGAGCUCUGCUGAGUAUCUUAUCGUUUGUUAUGGGUGUCACGAGUCAACCAAUCCCAGCAGUAGAAGGUGACGAUGUCACUCUUCAGUGUCCUCUGGCUCAUGGGGUCGACUUGUCUGCUUACACAGUGGAUGUCAGCAGAGAUGACCUUAUUAAUGUCAGUGACAAUGAUGUCCAUGUGUAUCGACAUGGACAGGACCAUCUUCAAACACAGAUGGCUCAGUACAAAAAGAGGACAACUCUCAUCCAUGAAGACCUGACCAGAGGAAUCCUGACACUGACACUCGCUUCAGUAAAGCUGUCUGACAGUGGACCAUACAAGGUCUAUGUCCCACAACUGGAUGCCGGUUGUGUCAUUGACCUCAGUGUUGUAACCAAAGAUCAAGAGAACAUAGCUCCUGUAGAUGAGCUGGACAAUCCUGCACCCAAAGACCCACAGAACAGCACAAGGAGAGAUGACUCCAGCACAACUAAACCUCCAGUUCAGGGAGUGACCAAGUCAGGCGAUGGAGAUGCUGCAAAGGUGGAGCCUGUGUGGAAAACUGUCCUGCUCAGUGUUGGCUGUUGUGUCGCUGCUGCUGCCAUUGUUGGCAUUGUACUUCUUAUCCUGUGGAAACUUGGAAAGAUCCAGAUUUGUAAGAAGAAGACGCCCAGAGGAGUGAAGGGGCCAGAAGAUGAGACAAUGAUGCAAAAUACCUGAGCAACAGAUGAGGGUGAAGACCCACACAGCGCUGCAGCGAAUGGCCUGAGAGAGGUGGUGGUGGGAGACGAUAACCACUCAUCCUGACAACAUUAGAAAACCUUCCAUACUUCUUCACCUGAAGCAAAGCCUUUUCCUCCACAACAGUAAAGUUGAUUUUAUAUAUGUAGCCCAGUAUCACAAAUCUGCCUCGAGGAAGGGAUUUUGGUAGUGUAUCAGGAGAAAGGGUUGAUAUGAGCUGCUGACCAGCUCAGUGGCCUAGUGGUAGAGUGUCCGCUCCGAGACUGGGAGGGGUUCGAUCCCCGGCCAGGUCAUACCAAAGACUAUAAAAAAAUGGGACCCAUUGCCUUUGGGGAACUGGGGGGUUAUAUCACCACAUGAUUCCCGAGCGCAGCACCGCUGCUGCUCACAGCUCCCUCAGGGGAUGGGUCAAAUGCGGAGAACAAAUUUCACACCCUCAAAUCGACUGAAAAGUUCCUUUCUCCACUCCCUAGAGCACUCUGUGUUCGGUGUAAAUCAAUGAUGGUAAUGUUACAUACAUGCCACUGAAGGAAGCUGAGCAGUUACAGUAGCUUUUUUAAUAGUUCCAUAUUUUUUAAAUUUUUUAUGUUAGACGGCAACCUGCAGUGUAUCAGCGACGCAGGAAACCUGAUCAAGAAUACAAGUUCAAGAUCUCUUUAAUGAUCAUCAAUUGAAGAUAUCUACAUGCUCCUUUCUAGAUAUCUUGAAUUGAGUUUCAGAUAGUCAGAAUGACGUAGAUAUCUCAAACUGGAAUUAUAGUCAUAAUGUAAUUGUAGAUAUCUAUAAUGACAAACCCCAUACACAUGAAUGGCAACAAUAGUUUGAAUCUUACUAGUCAAAACUGAAUUACAGAUAUCUGUAACUGUAGUUUUGACUAGUCAGAAUGACGUUAUAGAUAUCUUCAAUUAAAAUUCAUACUAGUCACAAUGGCAUUACUACUAGUCAAAAUGACAUUGAUAUCUGUAGCCUAAUGGUAAUUCUGGAUAGUCAAACUUAGCGAUUAAAUGUUAAACCGGCUUGCCAUACGAGGUAAUUCACUACGUCUGGAUAGGAUAUGGAAGGCAGAACCGUCGGGUCAUCAUUUUUCCAAGACGAGGGAGCUAGCCCGUACGGAUCUUUACCACCUAUUAUUAACCGCAGUUUCUCGAGAUAUCGCUGUUUCUUCCGCUGACAAAGUCCUUCUCUGUAACUUUUAGCAGCUUCCGCACGUUCUUCUGUGCAUUUCUGAAGUUUAGACAUUUUAAAGUCCGCUUAAGGUGCACGUUAGGCUACGGCGUUGAACCAGAACUGAGAACCUCAAGCAUACCUUGUCCUUUUAUGGAACAAGCUCAACAGCUCUCUGUUAUUUAUCUUAUUUACACCAGGGCAUGUCAUUUCUGUCUCUACAUGGUCGCACGUUUACAAAUCUCCUCUGCUCUCUGUGUCGGAGUUCAGCCCCGAUGAAUACAUUCAUCAUAAACUAUACAGAGUCUACUGUACUACAUUUUAUUGGACGGUUUAAUUAUUGAAGUAUUUAGCAACACAGUGGUCAGUGGGAUGUGAGGAUUCUUAAACUAACGUGUACAGAUGUGAAGCCCUGACUGUAUCUGACUGAGCCUUAAUGAAAGCUGUUGUCUUGUAUAAAAUAUGAACCUUAUAGUCAACACACAGUUUAUUCAGCCUGUGUAGCUGAGGGGACAGGUCAAACUGAUAUGGUGCUGAUUUACCAUGAACAUAAACUACAGAUCACCUGUAAAGCAUUUUAAUAAAUGUAUCUAUCAUAAUUAAAACAACUGGAGACUGAAAACAAACUGAUAUACGGGUCUGAUCACUUUUUUAAUGAAUUGAUAUCAUUCCAGACAGGAUGUUAGUGUGUCUGUGACUUCCUGGACGGACUGGAGGAUGCUGGAAACUGUCGGGAAGCUUUCUGUCACCGCCCCCCGCUGCGGCCGCCUGCUCUCGUCUACUUUCCAGGCGAGGCGCAGUUCAUCUGGAACGAGCCUAAUAAGUCGACGCAGCGGACUUCAUCUUGUUUUAGUUAAAUUUCUUUUACUGUAUUGCACUAACAAUGGCAGUGGUGACUGUACUGACUGUAGGUGUCACAAGUCAACCAAUCACAGCAGUAGAAGGUGACGAUGGUACUCUUCGGUGUCCUCUGGCUCCUGGGGUCGACUUGUCUGCUUGCACAGUGGAUGUCAGCAGACUUGACCUUGAUGUCAGUGACAAUGUCGUCCACGCGUGUGUACAUGGACAGGACCAUCUUCGUCCAUAGAUGACUCAGUACAAGGACAGGACAACUCUCAUCCAUGAAGACCUGAUCAAAGGAAUCCUGACACUGACACUCUCUCCAGUGAAGCUGUCUGACAGUGGACCAUAUGAGGUCUUUGUCCAAGAACUGAAUGCCAAAUGUGUCAUUGACCUCAGUGUUGGUGAGCAUGCUGAGUUUAAUACAGUUUAGUUCAGAUUAGUCAGAAUUAGGAAUAUCAGUGUAAUACCUUUAGCGUAUUACUUUUUUAAUGUUCUUUAAAGGUGGGAGUAGGUGGCACAGAUUGAUCAUAUUUAACAGUCAGAUGUGCUGGACGUGUCAUUUCACUGGUUUUAUGGGAACGCGCACAGAGCCUGAAGCAGAAACCCUGGGUUAGUGGUUGAUAACUACCUUUGUAGUACUUGUUAUCUCUGACUGAGGCUUUAGGGUUUGACAAACCAGCCUCAGUCAGCGAUAACAGGUACAACAAAGGUGUUUUGUGUUUUGAUUAUUUGCACAUCUACAUCAUGUUUGUGUUUAACUUUAUUCUUUGUCUUCAUUUUGUUCUUUCUCUUAAUAUUUAUUCACAGUUGAUAGAUUAUUGAUUAUAUUUUUUUUUCUUUUGUCAAAUUGUUAUUCCUGCUGAACAACUGAGUGGAGUUCCCUCUGAAAUGCGACCAAUAAUGUUGCUUUGCAGUAUCUAAACAAACGGUCACACCUCUCUCAGGACAGACAGAUAGGACAUGAAUGCAGUGUGUACAGAAUAACAACAAAUUUCAGUAUCGCCUCCUGAUAUCGCCUUCUUCAUUUAAUUUUCCAAUCUUUGCUUUAAAUGUUUUUAAAAUAAA